This is a messenger RNA of Moneuplotes crassus, 1113 nucleotides long. The record is from the annotation of a GenBank genome assembly. NCBI's taxonomy places the organism in Eukaryota, Ciliophora, Spirotrichea, Euplotida, Euplotidae.
CAAAAUUAACAGUUAGCUUUUAAAAAUGGAAAAUCUACACGCUCGGACUUAUAGUGACCAAAACCAAACACAAGAAGUCUUAAAUGACUCUGUUUUAAGCUUUGCAAGACCAUUCGAAGCAGAAACCUCCUAUGAGGUCCUGACAGACCAUACGAAUCUAAUCCAGCGAAGUCCUACAAAUUUGGCUUUGCCUAGCCACCAAGAAGCAUCACGGGUUUAUAAUCGACUGAAAGAGAGAUAUUGGUACCUCAAAACUCUCAAUGAAGCUCAGAUGCUAAGCGAGACUGACCAGCAGACUUCGAAUGUUCUUGGAGAAAUCCUUAAGCAGACUUUAAUAGAUAUCAAGUCGAUCAUGGUCCAAUUUGAUGGCCAAAAGGUGUCUAAAAAGGCAUCUAGCAUACUCAAAUGAUCUACUCAGAAAAGCAAGCCUAAAAAUUUGAAAGUAGUCAUUAAGAAGAACUCUGAGCAUCUAGAGGACUACUCUCAAAGUGUCAAGAAUAAGGUUAAGAAGAAUCUUAAAAAGAUUAGCCAGAAACGUAUUAGAGAAGCUGAGAAAUAACAAAACAGACAAACUACAUAGUUCUUUAGCACAUCAGAAUUCAGUAGUUUCUGAACUUCAGAAGAGUAAUAAACAGCCACUGACAGGGUUCUCAAGUUUCUUAAGUCAAAGUUAUUCACAAGAGCUUGACCAAUCUCUUAAAAAGUCUGCCAAACUUAAAGCUGACGCGCAAGUUAUAGAGAGUUAUAAGGAUUCUAAGACUCAUAGCAAAACUUUUGUAGUCAACAGAGAUAAGUAUGAUAGCAGCACAGAGUCUGGAAGGUCUUCUUCUCCAUGGGUUAGAUUCAGCAAAAAGAGCAUGCAUAAAAGCGAGAUUGAUAUGUUUACUCCAGUGAGUCUUAACUCAACUGGAAAUUACAAAGACAUUGUAAAAUUGAAGCCUAAGAGCUAUAAACCUACUGGCAAUUUUACAGGUCCUAUUGAGCUUAACACUCAGUAUAAAAGUAUAAGGGAGAAGUUAAAAAAGACCGUCAGGAAGCCACAUGUAAACAUGGUGGUUUGUAUUGCGGAUAACUCUCUGUAGUCAGAAGUUUCCCUCGAAUUUCAAUAAUUUA